Molecule: messenger RNA, 1110 nt
Organism: Arabis nemorensis
Lineage: Eukaryota; Viridiplantae; Streptophyta; Magnoliopsida; Brassicales; Brassicaceae
Source: the annotation of a GenBank genome assembly
AUGGCUGCUUCUUCAUGGGUUACAACCCCAACGGGGCCUCAAGUGUUCAUCAAUUUCCGCGGAGAUGAUGUGCGUAACAACUUCGUAAGCUUUCUAGCCCCUGCCUUGAGAAGUGCGAACAUAAAUGUCUUCACAGACGACGAUUUGCCAUUAGGCACAGACCUAGCCUACUUGUUGACGGAGAUAGUACAGUCCGAGAUCGCACUAGUAAUCUUUUCAAAGAAUUACGCCGAUUCAGCUUGGUGCUUGGACGAGCUGGCCAAGAUAAAGGAACGCAAGGAUCAAGGUCGUCUCAUAGCGAUUCCCAUAUUCUACAAUCUGGAUACUUCCGUCGUGAAACAACUUAGAUUAGAGUUUGGCGAUAGCUUCAGGGAUCUUAAGCUUAAGCAUCUACAUCAGCCAAAAAGAACUCAGGAAUGGGAGGAAGCUUUAGUGUCUAUUCCUGAUAUAAAAGGCAUGCCCCGGUCAGAACAAAGUGACAGGACUGAUCACGAAUUCAUAAGCUUGUUAGUCGUCAAGAUUAAAAAAUUGCUCGCAGAUAUGGCCAUGAGAGGAAACAGAGCAACAGGACCGAAUCGUCAAGAAGCUGCCAUGGUCCCUACAAGACAGCUAGAAAGAGUAGUGAAUCGUCAAGGAGGGUCCAUGGUCCCUGCAAGGCUACUAACAAUCACUCAUUCCGAGGACUCUAAAAAAUGGGUCUGGAGUUCUAUUAGCGAGGCGCCAGACUAUGCCUCUAUUGAAGUUGUGACGAUGAUCAAAAUUUACUGGCUAAAGAUGUUCGGAAGUUUGGAGACGGGGGAUCUAAUACCAGAAACAAAGUACGAGGUGGUGUUUGUAGCAAAGUUAGAAGAUGAUGCGGCUGGAUGGGAGCAACCAGUCACGCUAAAGCUUAAGGUGGAACUAGAAGGUGGGAGCGAAAAACGGAAAGAUCGAACAUCGGACUUAAGGCACUACAUAGGCCAUGGUUGGGUCGAUAUUCUAGCUGGAGCUUUCGUGACGCCUCCAAAAAACUCAUGGGGAAAGAUAACAUUCACCAUGUAUCAGCAUGUAGAUACUGACAAGAAAUUUGGCCUCGUCGUUAAAGGUGUUGCGAUUCGUCCCACAAACUAA